AUGGUGACGGUACCAUCUAUUGUGCCAUCAAUAGUGCCUCAGCGCGCGAAACGCUGGUACAAUUGGUUCGCGGAUGAUGACACCCCCGAGGAACGCAAGCUCAUUGUCAAGCUGGACACCUUGAUCGUGCCGUACGCGUUUUUGGUCUAUUGGUUGAAGUAUCUUGACCAGGCAAACAUCAAUAAUGCAUAUGUCGCAGGUCUUUCCGACGAACUUGGCUUCCAUGGUAACGAGCUAGUACAUUUGCAGACAAUGUACAUUGUUGGAGCGGUGGUCGGACAGGUCCCGUUCGCGUGGCUGUUCACCAAGGUCCGGAUGCACUGGCUGCUCCCCGGCAUGGACCUUGCGUGGGGUAUCUUCACGCUGUUGCAGUACCGGGCCAACGGCUACUCUGAGAUGAUGGCGUACCGCUUCUUGGUCGGACUCUUCGAGAGCGCCUACUUCCCAGGAGUCCACUACGUCUUCGGCGCGUGGUAUCGGGGCCAUGAACUCAGUCGCAGAGGAGGAGUCUUUUACGUCGGGCUCACGCUCGGCACCUUGACGGCGGGUUUGAUCCAAAGCGCGGCAACCAGCACGCUCGAAGGCGUCCACGGCCUGUCUGGUUGGCGGUGGAUGUACAUCAUCUGCUCUUGCAUGACCUUCUUCAUGGGCUUCAUCGGCUUCUUCAUCUUCCCCGGCACGCCCGACAUGCCGAACCGGCUCGUCCUCAAGGACCACGACAUCGAGCUCGCGAAGCGCCGGCUCGAAAAGGACGGCCCCCGCGGCUCGGUCCAGCUGACGUGGCGCACCGUCAAAAACGUCUUCUCGAGCUGGAAGCUGUACGUGCUCGUGUUGUGGGCCGUUUUCUUCUGGAACGCCAGCAUCAACACCAGCUCGGGCGCGUACCUGCUCUGGAUCAAGAGCCUGAAGCGGUACCCGUCGCCCACGGUCAACACGCUCGGCAGCACCGCGCCCGCCAUCGGCAUCUUCUACGUCCUCUUCAUCUGCUUCGGCGCCGACCUCUUCCUCGGCCGCGCCGGCGCCAUCACCGUCGCGUACGUGUGGAACGCCAUCGGCAUGAUCAUCCUGUGCGUGUGGGACGUGCCCGAGGCGGCCAAGUGGUUCGCGUUCAACACGUUUUACGCGUCCGUCGCCAUGUCGUCGGUGCUGUACGGCUGGGCCAACGACAUCAUGCGCCACCGCCCGGACGAGAGGUCGUUCAUGCUCAUCGCCAUGAACACGGUUGGGCAGAGCACCACGGCGUGGACGCCGCUGCUUGUGUUCAAGACGGUUGAGGCGCCCAGGUUUCCCAAGGGCUUUCCGUUUGUGUUGGCGUGUACGAUCGCGACGGUGGGCAUGACGUUUGUUGUCAGGUUUUUGCACAAUAGGGAGGAGGAACAACUGAAAUCGAAGGCGGAGUCUGCAGAUGGGGAAGCCCAGCCUGGGACGCCGCCGGUGGGAACCCUUGUUGUGGACGCUAAUCAGAAACACGCGUAG
Molecule: messenger RNA, 1476 nt
Organism: Diplodia corticola
Lineage: Eukaryota; Fungi; Ascomycota; Dothideomycetes; Botryosphaeriales; Botryosphaeriaceae
Product: major facilitator superfamily transporter
Exons: 5
Coding region: 1-1476 (491 amino acids)
Biological process (GO): transmembrane transport
Cellular component (GO): membrane
Molecular function (GO): transmembrane transporter activity
Source: RefSeq, a predicted model, not a curated record